CGUCAGUUGCUUCUUCGCAGGCACCGAAAGUGCGCGCAAAUUUUAACACUGCGCGAGAAAUCGGAAAGAACGUGCGAGAUUCGGCGUUAAACGGUUUAAUCAGUUUCGAGGCGGGUUGUGAAAAGUGGUUUGAUGAAACGAAAAUUACAAUGAGUUACUACUACUGAACUGUGCAAUGAAACAACAGAAGAAAAUGCUUGGUUGUUGCUACUGCUCACGAAUGUCAAUGGCAAUAGUGUUGAAAGUUUGGCGUAUUUAUUAAAGUUCAACAGUAGUGGGCUAAGUCACUGCUCAGCAAGUGGCUUGUGGUGUUAAUCAACAAACAAAUUGAGUGCCUUCUUUAUAUCGUAGAGAAGUGGAACGAGAAAAGUUUAGUUAUUAAAAGUGUACUUAUCUGUUAUCUCUACAUGUCACAUUGUUCUGAUACUCGUGAUCUUUGAUACGUACGGAUUGAGCUAGAUAGAUGUGAUAAGCUUUAAUUAGAUGUACGUGUGACUAUCUCCCGAGUUCACUGUCAUUGUUCCGUAAUACAACAGACAUAGCAACGACAUCGGAUCUAGGAAUUUCCCGAUGUUAUAUCCAACUAUGCUAGGCUGUGUGCUGAGGCAGUGCAACGUGAUUUUCGUGGCGGUUGCAGUUUAGCCCCAUCAAAAACCUGUCCGACAUACGGGCGAAGAUUAACGAUUUAGCUCACACCUGCGGUAGCAGCAUCAUUAGUGCCAUCAUUUACCCAGAGAUUGAGUAGUGCCUAUAAUUAUUCAAUGACCAUUCAAAAGUACGAAAUGAUGACCCGCGACAACCGACGUCAGCACCCUUCUCCAGUGCAUCGGUGGCAAAAAGGUUGGGGUCGGCUGUUAGCUAUUGUCGGUUUGGCCUCGCUAACCGUGACUGUUGGCGGUCAAAUGAUCAGUACAGAAUGUGAUCCAGCUCAGUGUUUACCGACGGUUGAUAUACCGGCAAAUCUACUUCAAGCAGGUGAACGAACCCGGAAGGAGCUCGUCAAUUGCUGUGAGAUAACUCGUCUGUACUGUGACACUAGCUUAUGCCCUGCGGCGAUUCAAUAUUGCGAUGCGAACGAAACUAUUCAGCCCAGAAUCGUCAAAGGAAAAUGCUGUACUCUGUAUGAAUGCGGGAGUGUAGUACAAGAUGAACAUUGCGAAAUAAUCCUCAACGGAACUGUAACGAGGAAGCAAAUCGGCGAGAAAUGGUUCAGUAUGAUAAAUAGCACAACAUGCAUGAACUUUGAAUGCUUGAAAAACAGUGCUUCGGAAACUUUUGUGAAUUCGAUUGGAAUCACCUGCACAACAACAUGUAAUGAGGGUUUCUCACUGCAGUACUCGGACCAGCAUUGCUGUCCACAAUGCGUUCAGACGAUGUGCCGAUUUGACGACCGGUUUCACUCGGACGGUGAAUCGUGGGAUAGCUUGGAUGGAUGCAUGUGUUACCGCUGCAUUAAGGACAAUGGUAUUCUUUCGAUCUCCUCGGAACGGCCACGAUGUCCGGUGUUGAUCGAUUGCCCACCGGAGCACGUGGUAGAAGAGAAAUGCUGUAGUGUUUGCAACGUCACAAAGCCCGUGCCAGUGAUGCCGGAUCCUCGAAAGGAAACGGAAUUUUUCAACGAGUUAGAUUAUAGGAAUCAUAUGUGCAAAAGGGAAUGUCUGAGAGGUCGAAAACCGCAAACUUGCUACUACAAGUUCAGUAUUGAAUGGUACCAGACGAUGAGCAAAGCUUGUUUCGAGUGUCCCUACAAUGCUACGGACUGUGAUCGGCCACACUGUAUUCCUGGAGAUGGUGUGAAAAGGAACGUUAUGGUAAUCAAUCGAAUGAUGCCAGGUCCUUCGAUCGAGGUUUGCGAGAAUGACGUGGUUGUUGUUGACGUAGAAAAUCAUUUGAUGGGAGAAAGCACAACCCUUCACUGGCACGGGUUGCAUCAGAAGAAAACGCCCUACAUGGAUGGAGUGCCGCACAUUUCCCAGUGUCCGAUAAGUCCUGAAACAACAUUUCGCUAUACCUUCAAGGCUGACAAUCCCGGAACGCAUUUCUGGCAUUCUCACACCGGAAUGCAGAGAGGCGAUGGAGCAUUCGGUCCGUUAAUCAUCCGGCAAGACAAUGACCCUCAGCAAAUACUGUACGACUAUGACUUAUCCGAUCACGUGAUCACAGUUCAGGACUGGGGUCACGUGGGUGGUGUUCAAAUGUUCACCGCCCAUCAUCACUCAACGGGCGAUAACAAACCACCGAACAUUCUAAUCAAUGGUCGCGGAAAGUACUUCAAACGAUAUCCAAAAACUGCCAGUAUUACGACUAGUUUCCAAGAAGCAACUACUACUCCACAAUCAUUACCGACUGUGCCUUCAAUAAGUAAAUCAGAGCCACAAACAACAGAUGCCUUAUCCGAAACCAAUAAACUAGAUGAUGCUGAACUGAUCCACAACUCGAAGGAUGUUAAUCUCAAAAUGGAACUCAGCUCAGUCAAACGAAAUAAUGUCAACUCAACACGAUUGUUAACUCGCCGGAAACGGCAAUCUCGAACGAUAAACUUCAAUGCUGUGGUUGUUCCAGAAUCGGAACACAUCCCUCUGAAAGUGUUCUAUGUUGAACAGAAGAAACGCUACCGGUUUCGACUGAUCAAUGCGGAAUUCUUGAACUGCCCGGUAGAACUGUCAAUCGAAGGCCACAACAUGACGGUUAUUUCCUCGGAUAGUUUCGAUAUUCAUCCGAUCGAUGAUUUGGCUUCGUUCGUCAGCUAUGCCGGUGAGCGAUUCGAUUUCAUACUGAGAGCGAAUCAACCGAUCGGAAAUUACCUAAUGCGGUUCCGUGGUCUAAUGGACUGUGAUGAACGGUUUACUUCCGCCUAUCAGGUAGCGGUACUACGGUACAAGGGCGCCCCCGAGCUGGAGUUCGAAAAUUGGCCUAGUUACGACUUCCCGCUGGAAGGGUUGCAGUUGAACUCGCUCAACAAAGGAACAGGAAAUACGGAUAGCUUGUCGAUUGCCGAGACUACGUCGAGAGAUCAGGAGGAUUUGCUACUGCUCAACGAGAAGACUGACUACAAAUUUUACGUUUAUUACGACUUUUAUGCGAAGGACAACCCACAUUUUCAUGUUCCCGAUUUAUAUGGAUUUAAAGAUGUGAUCAACAAUACCAACCGAUUGUUCACACCUCAGCUGAAUCACAUCUCGAUGCGGAUGCCGCCGGUUCCUAUGAUGCCGGGCAAGGACCAACUGGAUGAGAGCCUGUUUUGCAAUGCAAGCUCCCUGAUGGAACAGGGUCGUAAUUGUCAGCAGGAGUUUUGCCAGUGUAGUCACGUGCUGCAGGUGCCAUUGAAUGCAACCGUAGAGAUGGUCCUGAUAGACGAGGGUUUCACGUUCGAUGCCAAUCAUCCGUUCCAUUUGCAUGGCCACGCGUUUCGAGUGGUCGGAAUGGAACGUCUGGCCGGAAAUAUAUCCGCAGAAGAAGUGAAACGAUUGGACGAGGAAGGAAAGAUCAAGCGACGGCUGAAGGGAGCACCAAUUAAGGAUACGGUGACCAUUCCGGAUGGUGGUUACACAAUCAUCCGGUUUAUUGCGAGUAAUCCUGGUUACUGGUUAUUCCAUUGUCACAUAGAGUUUCACGCCGAGAUUGGAAUGGCCCUCGUGCUUAAAGUGGGUGAUAAAUCGGAAAUGAUUUCUGCUCCGGAUAAUUUUCCCACAUGUUUUGAUUACAAGCCGGACUACCGUAAGAUUCCGAACUCCAGCGGUCGGAUGGGGUCCACUCAACAAAGUACCUUACAACAGCUCUCGUUAAUAAUAGUCAUGAUGAUGAUGGUGAUAAGGAGGGUAUUUUUAUAAUUGUGAUAUUUAUUUCUAAGUUCAUGUGUUAUCGUUAUGUUGCAUAAAGUAAAAACAAUUAUACUAUAAAUGUUCGA
Molecule: messenger RNA, 3907 nt
Organism: Malaya genurostris
Lineage: Eukaryota; Metazoa; Arthropoda; Insecta; Diptera; Culicidae
Exons: 7
Coding region: 762-3830 (1022 amino acids)
Biological process (GO): iron ion transport
Cellular component (GO): plasma membrane
Molecular function (GO): copper ion binding; oxidoreductase activity
Source: RefSeq, a predicted model, not a curated record